Messenger RNA from Dromaius novaehollandiae (emu), 10381 nucleotides. It is a transcript of the gene GREB1, whose product is annotated as growth regulating estrogen receptor binding 1. Lineage: Eukaryota; Metazoa; Chordata; Aves; Casuariiformes; Dromaiidae. Bases 3162 to 8789 code for a protein of 1875 amino acids. The record is from RefSeq and is a predicted model, not a curated record. The transcript has 31 exons. Gene Ontology annotation, biological process: multicellular organism development.
AGAAUUUUAGUAAUGCUGUAGGAUAACUUUUACAUAUUCUAUAACAAGCUUCAGUCUGAAAGAAUUUACAUACUUUAAGAUCCAAAAUCUUAACAAUUCCAAAAUCUGGAAAUAAAAUAAAAUUUCUGGUCUAUAUAAGCUGAUGAAAAAACCAUGAUAUAACUUAUUGACAUCAGGAUAACAUAUUAUUGGUGCAAUACACUGUACUGUAGGUAGAAAUGAUUGUUUGAUUCUGGCUUUCAUAUCCUGAUGUAAGUUAGGAUGAACUCAGUGGAGUUAUACUUGAGUCACAUCAUGGUAAGUGAAAUUAGAGCCAGACAUACACAGUCUCACAUUUUUGGACACAUUAACAUAAAAGAGAGAACCAUUCUUGUUUUAAAUUCUUUGCAUAUUAGAAUACCACAGUUAUAUCUCUGUGGUGUGCUAAAUUUAAGCUGAUAACUUUCCAUAGUUACUAUAGAGAGGCAAAGCUCUUAUUAUUGCGCUCUCUAAAGAUGGGCUAGAAGACUUAUUUUUAGUAUUCUAGGUUUAGGCAAUUCUUCUUCAAACAUGUUGCCUUUUUGAGAGAACAUGUAAAGUGGUUCCUAAAAUCUUAGUGAAGCGAAGAGAUUCAUUUUGAAUUCAAGUGAGCUGUCACUGUAACUCAGAGUGUAUCCCACACUUUUGGCAAGACUUAUUAGUAAAUCACGCACAUUACUUCUAACCCUUGAACCACAUUGCUUUUUCCUGGGUUAAUUUUUUGUUUCUUGAUGGACUGUGUUUUUGUAAGGCAGCUCUUAAUUACUAUUGUAGGUUUUUUCCGAAAGAAUUUAUUUGAAGGGAAAAGACACUAAUGCAAUACCCAGUAGUUUCCUGAUUUCUCAUGGUCUGCCUGUGUACGUUUGUGCAGAUGCCUGUGAAGCAUAUAAAAAUUCCAGAAGAAAACAGGAAAUGUCUUGGUAGUUUCCUGAACGGCUUUUGACUUAUGGGCUUGUCUCCGUUAGAGGCUGUUGAUAUGCCUCUGGGGCUUGUGCCGAUUUAUUGAUUAUGCUAAUAGCUUGUCCCACCAUCAAGGCAAAUGUGCUUGUGAUUUGAAAGUCACUUCUGCUGAAGAGUUAGGUUGUUUUGUUUGUUUGUUUUUACAGUUGAUAUAUUAUUCCAUGGGAAAAUCCCAUGUUCUUGGAAAGGCUGUUUUUGUCCAGCAAAAGUUCUUCAUAUUUGAGGAACCUGAGCAUGUACCUUGUAUACUUAUGUUAAUCAAGUUAGAUCACAACUUUUACUUAUCUGCAGGAUAGACUCAGUUUUUGUCUUUGGGAAGCUAUUUCUUGUUGGUUUGUGACCUGAAGGAAUGCUUAGAUGGAGGAAGCACUUCUGUCAUUGUGCAGUGUUUAGUAUUUCCUAAUAAAUGCAGCUAACUUGUACUAGUCCCAAAGGCUUUUCUCUUUUGGGUUUUUCCUCUCUUCUCCCUCUCAAGGAGAGUCUGUCAUGGUAAACAAAGCAGCUAUUCAGCCAUCAUUUUUCUUCCCAAAAGACCAAACAGCUGCCCACUUCCCUAGCAGAGAAUAAGAAAUCCUUUUUUGCAGUGGGUCCCUGAGGUCGGAAUGACAGAGGAAAAGAUUAGUUUGCUUGCAUUGUAAGCUGUGUGUAAGAAAACAUUGUAGUAUAAAAUAUUGUGGCUGUUUCUGUUAAAAUGUACGACAUCCUAUUAGGCCAUUGUAAUAAUAGUGAGUUACUGCUACAAUGGAGCUUUUUAGGUUGACCAUACUGAUUCCAUUUUUUUCAAAUGCAGGACUUCAGUCUUUAAAUGGAGUGGUACUGAAUGGGAGGGAAAAAUGUGGAACAUUGUUUGUGGGCUUUUUGCUUGUGAGUAGAACUGAACAGAAAAAAUAUUUUUGUUGAAAAGUUGAAAAAUGGUCAUUCUUUGUCUUAAGGAAGUUACAUAACCUUCCACAAAAAUAUUAACAUUAAUUAAAACCCCAUUAUUAAUUUAAAAGAGAAACAAGAAGACACCUGCCUACUCAUGAAAGAUUAGAUUAUGCCAGUAUUAGAUGGAUAUCCUUCCAGCCUGAAGUCCUCUGUUUAUCCCUAGCACAAGCUCAAUGUUGAUCCAAAGGAAUCAUUUCCCCAGUGAGAAGGUAGGUCAGUUUUCAUACCCUUUUAGUCCAAGGUCCCUCUUCUGACCACAGGGUCCCUAUUGUGGAAGUGCUUUUUAAAUUGUGGGUAAUUGAUCCUUGUGAUGUGGCAAAUUCAAGCAAAUGCAUGUGAUAUAAUAUCCGAUACAACUGAAUAACCUCUGAUUAAACAAUCUACAGAGAGUUACAGCCUUAAGUCACUACUGAACUGAGUUGGAUUUGAACUGGUGACCUAAAGGUGAAAGGCUUUUAGCCUCUAAACUCCAGGCAUUGAUUUCUAAUUCUCUUGUGAAAUCAAUCACAUGACAUAGAUAUAUUGAGCUACCUUAUGGCUGCCCUGACUCCCCUGACCUUUGUCCUUUCUGUAAUGUAUGGAAGAAUAUUUAAUGCAUCUUGUUUAUGAAACAAGCUGUCCUCUCUAUCAGCUGCUACCUUGGCCCACAGCAAGUUAACAGGUCAUGCAGAGAAGAGAGAAUUAUGAAAUGUUUGGCUUCUCGGUGUUGCUCAAUCCCUUCUGCUAAACAUAGUGUUAUGAGUAAGACUGGCAUCAGAUGCUUCAGUCUGAGAGUUAGCCUUGCAAUCUGGAAUGACUUAACAGCUCUUUUAUAGCAUUGAAAUGAUCAAGUCAUGCUAUAUUGUAUCUAUGAUGCCAGAGCUGAGCUGUAUUAACAGAGCAAUGAAUGGCUUUAGGAGACACCAAAUCAGGAUGAAAGGGCUUGCAUGAAAGGCGUCUUAGUUGAAUUCACAGAAGCUGGGGCAAGCUUCAAGUGAAAGAUGACAGUGUGAUUUAAAAAGAUUAAAGAAUAAACUUCUAAAAUGUUCUCCAAGUACUUUUCAAAACAAGGGGGCAUUCUAGAUCUGUUGAAUUUUUACUAGGUCUCACCUAUAUACUAUAUUAAGUGUGUACUAAUUUUCCAGUAGGCCUCAAAGAGCUCAAAGAAGUUGACCAGGGCAAAAAGUUGCUUCGGGUUGAAGUUAUUGUUUGUUAAACCUAGCUUAGGUUGAUGGUGAUUUACAAGAGUUACUGGUAGUGGCUGAUCUGAAAUCCACAUGAAAAGAUUUUAUGUCCCCUAUCCAACUUUCUGUUGGACAGAUAUUUCUACCUGUGGCUUUGGCAGCCUGCUGGUUACUCUGAGCAAAAGGAUGAAAGCUGGACAGGAUACAGGCUUCUCCGGCAAUUGUGUUGGCUGUGGCAAGAAGGGUUUCUGCUACUUUACGGAAUUCUCCAAUCACAUUAAUCUUAAACUGGCCACUCAGCCCAAGAAACAGAAACACUUAAAGUAUUAUCUGGUCAGGAAUGCACAGGGAGCUCUGACCAAAGGAUCUGUAAUCUGCUGGAAAGGGGCAGAGUUCAGAAGCCGACAGUCUUCAUCCAGCACCUGUUCGAGCACCUUGUUCCAGCUGCCAGAAAGUUCGGGCCCCUCUGGCAGCCUCUCAAAUGAAUCUCUCCCAGCAGCAAACCCAAAUGCUCCAGCUGGGACUCAACAAACAGCUGCAGCCACAGAUCAUAUCCCUCCAACAGCAGCAUUCAGCUCAGCGGUUUAUAAUGGCAAGGAAUCUCCUAAACAACAGCUGGUGAAAAAUAACCUGUCAGGUUUGACAAGACCUUCAGUGUUAGGCACUUUAACAAAUUCAGGGCCUCCAAAAAAGCGCCAUAAAGGUUGGUCACCAGAAUCUCCAUCAUCUACAGAAACUUGGAACUUGCAGCUCAACCCACAGGUUCCAAAUAGAAUUAAAAAUGAUGGAGGAAGCCUAUCAUCUUUACCACAUUCUGCUUUGGUGGGGCCAGCUUCAUCUCCAAUGGUGGGCUCAGGAGAACCUGUCUCAGUUCCUGACAACUUGCUGAAAAUCUGUAAGGCAAAGCCAGUUAUUUUUAAAGGUCAUGGAAACUUCCCAUAUCUUUGCGGAAACCUUAAUGAUGUCAUAGUGAGCCCUUUGCUGUACACCUGCUACAGAAAUUCACAGUCUUUAUCUAGAGCAUAUGAGCAAUAUGGUGCCUCCACAAUACAGCCUAUUUCAGAGGAAAUGCAGCUUUUAUUGACAGUCUACUACCUUGUUCAACUAGCCUCGGACCAGGUCCCUUUGAUUGAGGAUUUGGAACAAAUAUUCAUGCGCUCGUGGCGGGAAUCACACCUCUCUGAAAUCCGUCAGUACCAACAGGCUAUUCCACAGACCUUUUCUCCAGUGCCCAGCCAGAUUUCACCAGUGACUUCAGCGCAGCUUCCCUGGCUGGCAGGCCUGGCAGCUAGUUCCUGUAAUGACAGUGUCCAUAUCAUUGAGUGCAGCUACUCUCUGGCUGAAGGGCUUUCAGAAAUGUUUAAGCUGCUUAUUGAAGGAAAAUUAAUAAAGACAAACUAUGUGGUGAUCAUAUGUGCUAGCAGAAAUCGAGCCAUUGAUUCCUGCAUUGUGAUAACAGGGAAAUAUCAGGCAAGAGUUCUGUCUGAGAGCAUGCUCAGUCCUUCAGACUACCAAAAGGAAGUUAACUAUCAGCUGGUCACAGGCAAAGUGGAAACUCUGGGAUCUUUCUUUAGCACCCUCUGCCCAGAGGGUGACAUUGAUUUUUUACUGGAGAAAUUUUAUCAAGAAAACCAAGGGCACAUUUCUUCAUCUCUUUCUGCUUCAGUAAAUAAACCAACGAUGCUGAAUGGAACUGGAGCAGCUGUAUGUACAAGUUAUGACAUUGAGCGACAUCAGAUUCGUCCAUUCCAGCUAGCAGUGGCUCAGAAAUUGCUGUCUCAUAUUUGCUCAAUUGCAGACUCCAGCACUCAAAAUCUUGAUUUGGGUUCCUUUGAGAAAAUUGAUUUCUUGAUUUGUGUUCCACCCUCUGAAGUGACUUAUCAGCAGACUUUGUUUCAUCUCUGGCACUCAGGCAUUUUAUUAGAACUUGGAUUAGAAAAGGAGCAUCUCACAAAGCAGAGGGUAGAACAGUAUGUUAUGAAGCUGGAUGUAGAGGCCCAGAUUAAGUUCAAAGUCUUUUUACAAAACUCUAUGCAGAAUCCACACACACUGUUUGUCCUAAUCCAUGAUCACGCACACUGGGAUCUAAUGAGUGCUAUGCAUAGCCUUUAUCCUCAAACAGAACUGUCUACAGGACUUGUUGAUAGACUGUUGAACUGCAGGGAGGUGAAAGAGGCGCCAAAUAUUGUGACCCUCCAUGUGACUUCCUUCCCCUAUGCGCUGCAGACACAGCAUACUCAUAUCAGUCCUUACAAUGAGAUCCACUGGCCUUCUUCAUACAGCAAUGGCGUAGAUUUAUACAAUGAAAACAAGAAAUACUUUGGACUGUCAGAAUUCAUUGAGUCCACCCUCUCUGGACACAGUAUUCCACUGCUUCGGUAUGACAGCUCUUUUGAAGCAAUGGUUAUGGCUUUGGGAAAAAGGUUUCCCAGGUUACACAGUGCAGUGAUAAGGACUUUUGUCCUCAUACAACACUACUCUGCAGCUAUGAUGGCAGUGUGUGGUCUUUCUCAGAUGAAGAAUUACACCUCAGUUGAAACUCUGGAAAUCACCCAAAAUCUAAUAAACUCAUCAAGACAAUGUCCUAGUGGUCAUGGCCUCAUGGUAGUGUUGAGAAUUCCAUGUACUCCGCUGGCUGCAGUGGCAUAUGAACGUCUGUAUAAUGUAAGGGAAAGACUAGCCCUUGAAGAUAACUUUGAAAUAAUCUUGGGAAAUCCUAAUUCCGGAAUCACAAUAGGGAAGCGCUUUGUGGAGCAACUAAAGGUCUGGCAGAAAAUUGAAGAUGUAGAUUGGAGGCCACAGACCUAUUUGGAAUUGGAAGGUCUGCCUUGUAUAUUGAUAUUCAGUGGUAUGGAUCCACAAGGGGAGUCUUUGCCACGAUCAUUGAGAUACUGUGAUCUACGUUUAAUAAAUUCAUCCUCUUUGGUAAGGACAACCUUGGAGCAAGAGCUUGGUUUGGCAGCGUACUUUGUGAGCUCAGAAAUUCAUGCAGAGAAAGCAGUUGUGAAUGAUGUGUUAGAGAGUGACCCAGAGAAACUAAGCAGCACUGAUAAUGAAGAUGAAGAAAUAGCGACAGAAGCAGGCUCUACUUCAGAAAAGAGAAGCCCUAUGAAAAGGGAAAGAUCUCGUUCCCAUGACUCUGCAUCUUCAUCUCUCUCUUCAAAAGCUUCCAUUACAGCAUUCUGCAGUGAGUCAUCUCCUGCUUUAAUAACAACAGGGGAUACAACAAAAUCCUCCCACCAAGUCCUAAGCAGCAGUGCUGAAGAAACUACAAAUAAUUUUGAGAGGCAGAAGCAGAAAGUAGACAAGGGGGCACAAACGAUGAUCAGCAAACACUUGCCACCUGUAUCUGAACAACUGGAUACAAAACAAAAUAUAAAAAGUACCCAAAUUUCCAUCACCUCUUCAUCCUCCUCACCUUUCUCCUCCUCUUCUUCCUCUUCUGCAUCUACUCAUAACUCCUUCAUCCUACAGACCUCUCAAUGCUCCAUGACCAAAACAUCAAAACAGCCUCCCAUAGUUUUCCUGCCCAAGCUGGUGUAUGACAUUAUUACCUCUACUGACAGCAAUGGACUUCCAAAGUCAUCUUCCCUCUUACCUUAUCAUUCUGUGAUGUGGGCAAGUUCUUUCCGUCCUCUUAUGAGUAAAAUGAUGACCUGCACGGAGCAGUCUCUAUACUACCGCCAAUGGACAGUUCCCAAGCCAAUCCAUAUGGACUACAAUAACAGAAACGAGAGCAGGAUGGACACCUUUCACCCAAGGAGGCUGCUGCUGAGUGGGCCACCACAGCAGAACAUAGGAAGCGGAAACAAGGAGAAGAGCCAGCACCAUUUGACCAGCUGUCUUUGGACCAUCAGCAUAUUUUCUAUGAAUCACCACUGGUUUGCAGAUCACAAUUUGAAAACCACUGCUGUGAUAGGGAAAACAGGUGCCUAUCUGCAGUUCCUCAGUAUUUUGUCCAGAAUGCUGAUUAGACUGACAGAAGUGGAUGUUUAUGAUGAGGAAGAGAUCAACAUUAACGUAAAAGAAGAAUCUGAUAAAUACUACCAUCAGCCUGGAGAUGCGUGGCCAGAUUUGGAAACAUUUAAGAAGAUCCCUUUUGACUACACUAUCCAUGAUCCGAAAUACGAAGAUGCAAGUCUGAUUUGUACAAAGCUUCAGACUAUAAACAGUGAAGACAGAUCAAUGAGCAGGAGACAGGAGGAUAUGUAUACACGACGUCAAACAACUAGGAUGAGAUUAUCCAAGUAUGCAGCAUAUAACACCUACCAUCAUUGUGAACAGUGUCAUCAGUAUAUGGGUUUCAAUCCCAGGUACCAGCUUUAUGAGUCCACUCUGCAUGCAUUUGCCUUUUCCUAUUCCAUGCUGGGAGAGGAGAUUCAGCUGCAUUUUAUCAUUCCAAAGUCAAAGGAACAUCAUUUUGUCUUUAGCCAACCAGGAAGACAGCUGGAAAGCAUGAGGCUACCACUAGUCACAGAUAAGAGUGAAGAUUACAUAAAAAGUCCUACUUUUACUCCCACUACUGGGCGUCAUGAACAUGGACUUUUCAAUUUAUAUCAUGCAAUGGAUGGGGCCAGUCAUUUGCAUGUUUUAGUUGUCAAGGAAUAUGAAAUGGCCAUAUAUAAGAAGUACUGGCCCAACCAUAUCAUGCUUGUUCUUCCAAGCAUUUUCAACAGUGCAGGAGUAGGUGCUGCACACUUUCUGAUAAAAGAGUUGUCUUAUCAUAACUUGGAGCUAGAACGAAAUCGUCAGGAGGAGCUGGGAAUUAAACCCCAGGAUAUUUGGCCCUUCAUUGUCAUUUCAGAUGACUCCUGUGUUAUGUGGAACGCAGUAGAAGUUGAUUGUUCAGGAGACAGGAAGAGUGACUAUACAUGGACUGAAAGGAAUGUUUCUUUGAAGCAAAUUCUGCAACAUAUUGAAGCAACUCCCAAUGUCACUCACUAUGCUUUAAUUGGUAUGAGGAAAUGGGCCAGCAAAACAAACAGUGCUGAGAUCAAGGAACCAUUCUCCUGUUGCCACGUGCAUGAUUUCGUCAUGCUGAAUGUUGAUCUAACACAGAAUGUUCAGUACAAUCAGAACAGAUUUACGUGUGAUGAUGUUGACUUCAACUUGCGUGUCCACAGUGCUGGCCUUCUCAUCUGCCAGUUCAAUCACUUCAGUGUCAUGAAAAAGCAAAUUGCAGUAGGAGGACAGAGAUCCUUCCACGUUAAGUCUAAGGUAUCUGACACUCCAGUUUCAAUCUCACCUGCUCAGUACAUUUGUGCUCCUGACAGCAAGCAUACCUUCUUGGCAGCACCUGCUCAAUUGCUCCUUGAAAAAUACCUCCAGUAUCACAGCCAUCGAUUCUUCCCUCUCUCACUGAAGAAUUAUAACCAUCCAGUGCUUUCUGUGGACUGUUACCUUAACUUAGGACCACAGAUUGCAGUUUGCUAUGUGAGUUCCCGGCCUCACUCUCUGAACAUCAGUUCCUCUGGUUUGACAUUCAGUGGUCUCCUGCUGUACCUCUGUGACUCCUUUGUUGUAGCUAGCUUUUUGAAGAAGUUUCAUUUUCUUAAAGGUGCCACCCUGUGUGUUAUUUGUCAAGAUCGCAAUUCUCUUCGCCAGACUGUUGUCCGGCUAGAGCUGGAAGAUGAAUGGCAGUUCCGACUGAGGGAUGAAUUCCAGACUGCCAAUGCCAAAGAGGACAGACCACUUUUCUUCCUGACUGGACGACAUAUUUAACAGAAGGCAGACUGGGAAACUAGAAAAGAGGAGUGUCACAAGAAUCUAAUUGUCACCAGCUCAAAAAAUGACCUUUGAGAGCUCCUGCUUUCUGAACAGAAACAGGACAGCUUUUCAUAGUUUAUUGGAAUGAUAUUUAAUCAGUCAUUUGCGCUUAUAUUUCCAAACACUGAAAGUGACUUUUCUAUUUAAUUGUCUGAAGGAAGUAAUUACUGAUUCCUGGGAGAGACGCAGAAACUUACUGGAAAUCAUUUUGGAUCAGAAGAGAGGUCAAUGAACACAUUUCUCUUCUGAAAACAAAGAGUACACACAAGUUCAUCAGUAAGAGUUUUACAAAACUUUUUGUACAUUCCAGAAAUAGUAAAUGUAAAUUUAGCAGCAGAUUUUGUUUUAUACAAGUCUUAUUUAUCUAACAGUUGGCACAAUGUGACAGAAAUUAUUACAGUCUGGCAGUAUACUGCUACCAAUUGAUCCAGUUAGGCUUUUUAUAUGAAGAUAUGUAAAGUAUAUUUCUUACACAAUGAGAACUGAGUUGGAACCUUAAUUUUUGGAACAGGUGCAUACUGCGUAAUUUUACCAUACAGGAAUAUUGGGAUAGAAGUUUAUUUAUGUGUCUGGUUUCCUUAGCAUAAGGAAGGGAGUCAAGAAAGUAGACUUAAAAAUGAGAUUUGAACAUUUAAACCUGAAAAUGAAAACUUCUGCAACAAAUGAAGAAACUAAAUGGUGAGACUGACCUGCAAGUGACCUACUACAUCUAAUACACUGGUGUUUUUGGCUGCUGAUUACAUUAUUGCACUGGCUGCAAACCUCAAGCUGGACCCAUGCAGUCAAGACAGCAAAUGAGAUGGUUCUGAAGCUCUCCCAAAAUAUGCCUUCUGGGGCUGUUUUCUUGCCAAGGUGCUUCAAAAAAGCAAGAAGUUGAGACUACAACUCUGAGAAAUGUAGGUAGAAAUCUAAAAACAUCUUCUAGAAAUGCAUCAGGCAGCACAGUAUUUUGUACAGCGAGUUGUUAAAUGUAGAUUUUGUCCCUGUUUAGGUUUAUGGAAAUAUUCUCUGAGUUGCAAACUUCAUGCUUGUCUUUAUAGAAUCAGUGUUACCUUCAGCCAGAGCUGGCCACUCUAUCCAGGUGAAGGAAGAAGGAUGGUCCAAGAUAUUGCCAGAAGGCUUCUAAUAUAUGGGCAGUCCUUUCUGGGUGGACACCAAUGAUAGGACAAUAUUUUGUCCUGGUGAGAUGCCAUGAGGCAGCUGAAACCAUUACAAUAUUGGCUUUGUGAUGGAAACAUGAAUAUGACUGUGCCAAAGAGCUGAUUUAGGUUCAUUUUCAGGGAAAAAGUAAGUUCAGUAAGUAUGAGAGACUUAGACUGCUAUUUUCAAAAUUACUUUGCUAUAAAUCAGUGUGUUUGUAUAGUUCAUUGUUCUUGUUUCAGAGUGAGAAUUCUCUGUUUAAGUUUUGGGAAGGAAGGAGGGAGUCCUGUGUAAAUAAUAUCACCUGUGCAGUUUUCAGCAGCUGAUUAGCUAAUUUAAGCUUUUUUAGAGGAGUGUAACAUUCAUGUUUAAUCCAUCCUUUAUAAAUAAAGUUCAUACUGCAUGGA